AUGCAUGCCUGUGCUACCAAGAGAAAUGUCAGACCAUCGCCAACAGACGAGAGGCGCCCAUACUGUAUUUGGCUCUUCCGGAUUGAAGUGCGAGUCGUCCAAGGUCUCGACUCUCUCCUCGAAUCGACGGAUGAAGUUCCGUCGCCCUCGCCUACCGCGUCUAAUCCCAAUCCCCCCUGCUCGCCAGGUAAGCUGAUGGAGUCUCUCUCCGUCGUCUCUCUCCGUCGUCUCCAGAACCAGUCAACUGACGGAUUGCCUGCCAUGUCACUGGCCCAUUACGCUACCGUAUCGAAAGACCCCUCCCGCCGCCCGCGACGGCAGCCUCAUGAAGCCCCGUCGGCCAUUCCCUCGGGCCUCUGCUGA
Colletotrichum lupini is the source of this 363-nucleotide messenger RNA. RefSeq lists its product as uncharacterized. Bases 1 to 363 code for a protein of 120 amino acids. Lineage: Eukaryota; Fungi; Ascomycota; Sordariomycetes; Glomerellales; Glomerellaceae. The record is from RefSeq and is a predicted model, not a curated record. The transcript has a single exon.